CUGCUCGCAAUGUUGCAUCUCUCUCCUACCUACCAGACGGGCCUCGUGUUCUCAAACUCGGUCUGGAUGUCACCUCGAAGAGUAAUAUCACGCAGUCCUUGUCUACUGCUGUAGAGAAGUUUGGCCGCAUUGACAUAUUAGUCAACAAUGCCGGGUACGCCGUGAUGGGCGACACCGAAACAGUGCCGGAGUCAGACGCCCGUCUUCAAAUGGAAACUCUUUUUUGGGGUCCGGUUUUCCUUACACAACAGGCCGUUCGCAUAUUUCGAGAGGCAAACCCUCCAGGUCAGGGUGGCACUGUGGUGCAAGUCUCAUCCAUUGGUGGGCUUGUGACAUUUCCCGGAAGUGCAUUUUAUCACGCUAGCAAAUUCGCCCUUGGCAGCUUCACUGAAUCGUUUGCCAAGGAGGUGGAUCCUGCUUGGAACAUUAAAUUCAUGGUGGUUGCCCCUGGAGGCAUCAAGACAGACUUUGGUUCGAAUAUCCAGUUUGCCGCUCGCCAUCCUGCUUAUGAUACCCCUACCUCCCCGUUAAAUCAGUUGCUAGCAUAUAUGAGCAACCCUGCAGUUCAGGAGAUGUUCUCGACACCAGAACAGUUGGCUAGAGUGCUCUUAGACGUUGUCACAGGACAGGCCCAGCGACCCUUGCCGAGGCGGUUAUUGAUGGGUGCCGAAACAAUUGCUCUACUAGAAGCAGAUCUUAAAACUUCCGCGGAGGACUUGGAAUCCUGGAAAGAUGAGACUCUGCGA
Molecule: messenger RNA, 746 nt
Organism: Aspergillus nomiae NRRL 13137
Lineage: Eukaryota; Fungi; Ascomycota; Eurotiomycetes; Eurotiales; Aspergillaceae
Exons: 2
Source: RefSeq, a predicted model, not a curated record